This is a messenger RNA of Ostrea edulis (European flat oyster), 737 nucleotides long. RefSeq names its product complement C1q-like protein 3. Bases 37 to 720 code for a protein of 227 amino acids. Lineage: Eukaryota; Metazoa; Mollusca; Bivalvia; Ostreida; Ostreidae. The transcript has 2 exons. The record is from RefSeq and is a predicted model, not a curated record. Gene Ontology annotation, molecular function: protein binding.
GUAUUCUUAUCUAUCUGAAUAAUAUACACACGUAGUAUGGGACUUAGGUUAAGUGACACUUUAAUCAUGAAACCAGUUUUGGCCGUUGUCUUCCUUUGCACAUAUUCGUGUUUUUCAUUGCCUGUUGACCUCGAAUCAAGAUUGAGGACAUUGGAGGAAACUGUCAAGAAACAUGGACGUGAAAAUUUGUAUCUAAAAGGAGCCGUCUCCCUGUUACAAAACGACAACCACCGACUAUCCAAAAGUCUUGAUGAACUGGCAGGUGGUCAAUAUGAACACAGCCGCGUGGGGAACCGCAGAUUACUUCACCAAGAUAUACCUAUAGAUGGAAUUGGUUUCUAUGCCUACAUGUCAACAGACGAACCGGAUCCGCGUGGUCAUCAUACUCUUGUUUACGACGAAGUGCAGACGAAUCUCGGUAACGGCUACAACAAAAACACCGGGGUGUUCACCGCUCCGAGAGAUGGUCUCUACUCCUUCACGUGGUCCACGCGGGUCGCAUGUAGGGCUCCACACAGCACGGAUCUUAUCAUCAAUCAAAGAAUUCUGGGAAGCACGUAUGCUUACUGUAAUUUUAACACCGUUACUGGCCACGUGGUCGCAACAGUAUCCCAAGGAGACGUCGUCUUUGUUCGCACACAUAUCUCAAAUCCUGGUCAAGGCCCCAUAACAAGCAAUGAAUAUGGCAGAACGACGUUCUCAGGAUUUUUGAUUGAAUAAAGAAAUGGUUUCUUAGA